AUGGCUACAGCUCUUUUCAAUGACGUACGGAUACAGCACCCGGACGACCACGUAGGUAGAAAGUUCAAGUUUUUGCCAGUUUCGAAACUGCUUUGUUCACACGAGAAUUUUAGUGGAGGAGGCCCCUCCAUGGAUCCAUGGCCGGCCAUGGAUCCGUGCCAGGCGGAACGCACACAGCAAGUGAUGGCUCAGUAGCUGGAGGAAAAGGACCCAUUUAUUUGUGCAGAAAGGUCGCGGGAUGGUGAUGAAGUGACUAGUACUAGAAAGCGUUCGGUCGGGAGGAAAAGUCGAAAGAAGUGGAACUCAUGCGGGUAAGCAGAUCUAAGAAACUACGCUUGGCAUCGGAAUCCGUUCAAAUUCAAAGGGAACUUAAUGCUGCUUUGCAGCAGUAUAAUGAGAUUCUGCUAUUUAGUUCAGCCCCUGAUGGCUACGAUGAAGGAGAUGCGGUAGCGUAUUUCAACUUUCUGCGUAGUGAAGUACUGCAAAAAGCGCGCGCACGACUCAGAGAUAACGAUACUGCACAGAAUGCCACUGAUGAUCAAACUUUCACUAAUGAGCGAUACAACACGCUCCGCAGCGGUCUUUUGCAAUUAUCUUGCCGGAAGCGGACGCAGAGAAGGAGAUAUCUUUAUCUGAUACGUAGAACCUUUAUAAACCUCCGUUGGGAUGCGAAAUUAGCAUCCCACACUUUUU
This is a messenger RNA of Chondrus crispus (carragheen), 693 nucleotides long. RefSeq lists its product as hypothetical. The record is from RefSeq and is a predicted model, not a curated record. The transcript has 2 exons. Bases 1 to 195 code for a protein of 64 amino acids. Lineage: Eukaryota; Rhodophyta; Florideophyceae; Gigartinales; Gigartinaceae.